AAAAUGGCAGAUAUAGAAUAUCUUCGUAGUCUUAUCAAAGAGAUACCAGAUUUCCCUCAAGAGGGUAUCUUAUUUAGAGAUAUCUUUCCAAUUUUUCAAGAUCCAAAAGCAACUGAAAUGCUUGUAAGCCAUAUCGUAAAUCAUAUUAAUACAACUAUUAAGGAAAAGAUUGAUGUCAUUGUUGGUCUUGAUGCUCGAGGAUUCUUAUUUGGGCCUAUGGUUGCAUUAAAGUUAAAUGCUGCUUUUGUACCUUCUAGAAAAAAAGGAAAAUUACCGGGAAAAACAUUUAGCGCUGAUUUUAAAAAGGAAUACGGUGUG
Dentiscutata erythropus is the source of this 318-nucleotide messenger RNA. The record is from the annotation of a GenBank genome assembly. Lineage: Eukaryota; Fungi; Glomeromycota; Glomeromycetes; Diversisporales; Gigasporaceae.